AUGGCCACCUACCUCAUCACCCAAGCUACCGGAACCCAGAGUGGCGAGACCAUCAAGCAUCUUCUGAAGGCAGGCGCGAAAAUCCACGCGCUUGUACGAGAUCCCUCGAAGAAGUUGCCCAGUGUCCUCGAUCAUCCAAGUGUCAAGGUCUUCAAGGGCAAUAGCGACAACUUUGACGACGUGUUCCACGCCACCCGAGGCUGUGAGGGCGUCUUCCUGAACACCUUCCCCAUCCCCGGUCUGGAGGAGGCACAGGCAAGGACCAUCGUCGAGGCUUCGCGGAAGGCCGGAGUGGAGAGGAUCGUUGCUUCUACAACUUUCUUCGCCGGGGACAGGGCGAUGUGGGACGACGAUGCUACCAAGGCUAUACCCCUGCUGGAAGGCUAUUUCGAACGCAAGGCCCUAACGGAAGAGGUUGUUCGCAAUGGCGGCUUCAAGAGCUACACUAUCCUGCGGCCGGCAUUCAUCCAUGUCGACUACUUUGUCCCCAAGUUUGAACACAACUAUCCCGAAUUGGCACAGGGCGUGUUAGCUCAUGCUUUCAACGACGGCAUCGGCAUGCUACACACGGACGCCGACGACAUCGGCAAGUAUGCAGCAGCGGCCUUCCAGGAUCCAGCCAAGUUUGGAGGUCAGGAGAUCGAGCUGGGCAAUGAAAACUUGACCGUCCCGGAAGUUCAGAAGAUCCUCUCCCAGGCGAGCGGAAAGACGGUCCAGACAAAGAAGCGUACCCCCGAUGAAGCCGAGGCGGCGGCGGCGACGGUCUUCGCCCAGAAGUUUCAUUAUUGGGCGAAUGCCAAGGCUGAUGGAUUCAAAGCUCUCGCGGCAGCUGCGAAGGAUGUACAGGCCAAGUUCGGCAUCCCUUUCACACCGAUGGAGAAGGCUAUGCAGAGGGACAAGGACCAGCUGAUCAACACUUUGCCGUAG
Molecule: messenger RNA, 927 nt
Organism: Thyridium curvatum
Lineage: Eukaryota; Fungi; Ascomycota; Sordariomycetes; Thyridiales; Thyridiaceae
Exons: 1
Coding region: 1-927 (308 amino acids)
Source: RefSeq, a predicted model, not a curated record